AUGUCGUCUUCCUUUCUAGCCGCCAGCGACAGGCGAAGUUCACCGCAGAGAGAGACUGGAACAAGUUCCAUCAGCCCCGGAACCUUCUACUGGCUUUGGUCGGGGAAGUGGGGGAGGUGGCAGAGCUCUUCCAGUGGCAGGGGGAAGUCUCGGAAGGCCUCCCCGAUUGGUCGCAGUCUCAGCGGGAGUCCCUCUCUCAUGAACUGAGUGACGUCCUCAUCUACCUGCUGGAACUGGCAGAGAAGUGCCACGUGGAUCUGCCACGUGCCGUCCUCGCCAAGAUGGAGCUGAAUGCCAAGAAGUAUCCUGCUGCCCGGGUGCAGGGGAGUGCCAAGAAAUAUACGGAGUAUGGCGCUGCGGAGAACGGAGCCGCCAGCAGUCCCAGCCAAUAG
Messenger RNA from Staurois parvus, 392 nucleotides. The record is from the annotation of a GenBank genome assembly. NCBI's taxonomy places the organism in Eukaryota, Metazoa, Chordata, Amphibia, Anura, Ranidae.